This is a messenger RNA of Malania oleifera, 3930 nucleotides long. RefSeq names its product protein NLP2-like. The record is from RefSeq and is a predicted model, not a curated record. NCBI's taxonomy places the organism in Eukaryota, Viridiplantae, Streptophyta, Magnoliopsida, Santalales, Ximeniaceae. Gene Ontology annotation, molecular function: DNA-binding transcription factor activity; protein binding. The transcript is spliced from 5 exons. Bases 528 to 3431 code for a protein of 967 amino acids.
ACACUUUUGCAGAGACCCACAAACAGAAAUUUAAAGCUACAGACUGGAAGAGCUCAGAUUUUUUUUUUUUAAUCUUUUGAGUUUUUUUUCUUGUUUUCUCAGUUUAAGCACAGUUGACUUGAUUUCCAGCGCUGCAGCGCAUAUGGUAAUGAAGAGUGCAAUUCAAGAAUAGCCAGAUUUCAAUGUCCUCUAUGGCAUUUUUGUGGGUCUUACUAGCGCAGUGUAUUCUUCAGCCUUCACACCAGGGCCUGGAAUAGAAACAGGAGACCAUAUAGUACUGCUUUGUAUUGGGAGUCUUUGGGGGAAAAGAAGCCCAGUCUGGCGCAUUUUCUGUUGCAAAAGUAUUUUUGUUGAGGAUGUUGCUGCAGCAUGGGCAGAUUGGAUUUUGGAAGACCUGUGAAAGAAUUCUUUCCUGGGAGUUUCUCUUUUUGUUUUUCAUCUUUACCCUUUUUCUGUGUUUUGGAUCCUGAAUUGUUUGCAUUUAAAAAUGGAAUAGGCUCUAGACAAAUAUUUGAAGGAAAUUCAGUAUGGAAGAUGGUGCAUAUUUGACGAACACUAUGUUGGAGAAUGUGUUGGAUACUGCUGUUGAUUUCGAUUUUAUGGAUGAACUCUUGUCCGAAGGAUGCCGGUUGGAGACCACAGAUGGAUUCAACCUUCUACAGCCAGGCUACUCCACUUCCAAUGGUCUGAAUAACACGUCACAUAAUUUGGUUACUCAAGAGAGUAGCACCGGCUGUUUGAAUCCAAACCCUCAUCAGAAAAGCUCCCAAGAAUUACUACAACUGAAUUGCCCCUACAAUCCUUAUCUUCAUUCCCCAAUGGAAGAACAUGUUGGAACUCAAUCUCAAUCCCAGAAAAAAGUUCAAAUUUCAAUAGCUUCAGUCCAGAGUGAAAAUUUUGUGGUUCAAAGCACUGAACUAAGUGGAAGAUGGUGGAUUGGGGCGAUGGAAGAUCUGGGUCCUUCUUCCUCUGUCAGAGAGAGAUUGAUGAUGGCAGUUGCAUAUAUGAAAGAAUCUACAAAAGAUAGGAAUGCUCUAAUUCAAUUUUGGGUGCCUGUAAAGAAAGGCGGCAAAAAGGUCCUUACAACUAAUCGCCAGCCGUUUGCUCUUACCCCCAGCUGCCAGAGUCUUGCAAAUUACAGAAAUGUUUCCAAGAAGUAUAAAUUCCCAGCUGAGGAGGAUUCAAAGGAAUUGGUUGGUUUGCCUGGUCGGGUUUUCUUGGGGAAAGUGCCUGAGUGGACUCCAGAUGUUCGUUUCUUCAGGAGUGAUGAAUACGCUCGUGUUGGCUAUGCUCAGAGGUAUGAUGUUUGUGGGUCUCUUGCCCUUCCUAUUUUUGAGCAAGGCAGUGGGAAUUGCUUGGGUGUUGUUGAGAUAGUGACAACCUCUCAAAAGAUCAAUUAUCGUCCUGAGCUUGAGAAUGUCUGCAAAGCUCUUGAGGCUGUUGAUCUUAAGAGUUCUGAGUUCUUCCACCCCCCUAAAGUGAAGGCUUGCACAACGUCACACCAAGCCGCAUUGCCCGAAAUUGUGGAGAUUUUGAAAUCCCUCUGUGAGAUGCAUAAUCUUCCUUUAGCUCAGACUUGGUUCCCGUGCGAACAACAAGGCAAAGGUGGGUGCUGGCAUUCUCACAAGAACUCUGCUCAGUGCGUUUCCACCAUUGAUUCCGCUUUCUUUGCUGCUGAUCAGCAAGUUCUGGGUUUUCAUGAGGCAUGCUCUGAGUAUCACUUAUUGAGACACCAAGGCAUUGUUGGGAGAGCAUUUACAACAAACCAGUUAUGCUUUGAACCAGACAUAACUGCUUUCAGCGUGGCAGAAUAUCCUCUCUCUCACCAUGCUAGGGUGAUUGGCUUGCGUGGGGCUGCAGCUCUUCGCCUCCAAAGCAUGCAUACUGUAUCAGCUGAUUUUGUCUUGGAGUUCUUCUUACCAAUUCAAUGCCGAGACAGUCAAGAACAAAAUCGGAUUCUGAACUCUUUGUAUGUCUUUGUGAGACAGGCUUGCCAUGGCAUGGGUGUCAUUGAGCAUGCAGAGCCAGAAGCAGCAGCCAUCCCAGAUAGAAAAAUUGUAGCUGUUUCAGAUGGCAGAUUUAAUAGACAAGGAACUGAAAAAAUGGAAUCUGCUAUUCCAAAAAAUGCCUCCUCAAAAGAGUCAUCCUGGAUUGCCCAUAUGAUGAAGACCCAACAGAAGGGGAAAGGAGUGUCUGUCUCAUUGGAUUAUCAGAUAGAAGAGCCAAAAGAGGAGUUCAAGAUGACUAGCUGUUGGUAUAACACAGGGACGGCGUUGCAUCGAGCACAGACAUGUCCAGAAAAUGGGCAGUUUCAGCAAGAUUUUAGACCCAGAGGUAGCACUAUGGACCGUGGAGAUUCUUCUUUUUUGGGUGGGCAUCACUCUCUACGGGGAAGAAAAACAGAUGGCAAGAGACGAACCAAGACAGAGAAGAGUAUCAGCUUGCAAGUUCUUCAGCAGUACUUCGCUGGGAGCCUAAAAGAUGCUGCUAAGAGUAUUGGUGUAUGCCCUACUACUCUGAAAAGGAUAUGCAGGCAACAUGGGAUUACUCGCUGGCCUUCCCGUAAAAUCAAGAAGGUUGGACACUCUUUAAGAAAGCUCCAACUUGUGAUCGACUCUGUGCAAGGUGUUGAUGGAACCAUUCAACUUAGCUCUUUCUACACAAACUUUCCAGAAUUGAGCUCUCCAAAUUUAACAGGGGCUGCCCCCUUUCCCCCGGUGAAGAUGAGCGACCAUUCAAAGCAAUCAAACUUAAACCCCCAACCAGAGGGUGGCUUAUUCAGCCCCAGUGCUGCCACAAGAUCCCCAUCCUCUUCAUGCAGCCAGAGCUCCAGUUCAAGCUACUGUUGUUCCACUGGAGCAAAGCAAAAUGGAGAUGCUGUGGUUACAGAAGAUACUGAUUGGGUUCUAAAGAGAACAUGCAGUUCUGUCAAAUUACUUGCUUCCAAUCAAGAACCAAAGAUUGUGCCAAAAUUAAAGAGACCAUGCAGUUCUGUCGAAUUACUUGCUACCAAUCAAGAACCAAAGAUUGUGUCGAAAUUCCACGGUCAUAAAUCCAUCAAUGAGCACGCUAGAGUGGAGACUUCUCCAUCUUUACCAAAGAGUGGUGCCUGGGGUUUAAGAUAUGGGGGUGCUUUCAGAGCUAAAGCCACUUUCGGGGAAGAAAAAGUCCGUUUCAGCUUGCAACAGAAUUGGAGUUUCAUAGAUCUACAGCAGGAGAUUGGGAACCGCUUCAAUAUAGAUGAAAUGGGAAGUUUUGAUCUCAAGUACUUGGAUGAUGACUCUGAGUGGGUUCUCUUGACAUGUGAUGCUGAUCUUGAGGAGUGUAUUGACGUACAUAAAUCAUCUCAGAGCAGUACAAUCAAACUCUCUGUUCACCUAGCCUCUCAUGCAACUCUGGGAAGUUCACUUGGCAGCACCUGCCCAUCCUAAAACUGCAUCAAAUUAUGAUGUUUCCAUUCAAAAAAUAUGUAUAUAGCUUUUGAACUAUGGUUUGGAUUUUAUGAAGGUAGCAGCUUGUCAAAUGGUGGGAAUGGUAUAGGUAUCUAGUGACAAACUAAACAAGAGGGAACUGUCCAUUUUUCUGGUAAGCUUUGGUUGCACAAAGUCAUACAAUAGAAUAAAUAGCAUUUACAGUGUGUGCUGGGAAAGAUGCUGUUGCACAAGUAUCCAGUUUGUAACAUUUUAUCAUAAAAGCUGUUUUAGAAGAGUUAAAAUCUCAGCCCCAACAUAUUGCUUUGCUGUUAGAUCUGUCUAUCAUUAGGGGUUUCAAAUUUCUAGUUGUUGUUGUCAUUGUUGUUGUUGUUGUUUUUUUCUUUUUUCCCAGGCUUCUCAAGAAGCUCUUAAUGUAAUUUUAACAUGUGACAGUUUUAUUUCUGCCAUAGACAUUUUAUAACUUUUAACAGGAAAAUAGAGUGAUAGGAAAAUUUUU